UAGUAUUGAAAUUGCUCAUGUGUGUUUUAAAUGAGUUUGAAGAUUUUAUAUGAAACGUGUGGUAAUUUUUGCAAUCAAAAUCUGCUGUUUAGUGUCCUGGGUCAGAGGAGAGGUCAGGGGAGCUUUGUUGUGGACGCAGGAACCAGUUUGAAGCAGUUUGAAAGGAUGAAAAAACACGGAUAGUUGAUCAACUUCAGAUAUGGGAAAUGUUCUAAAUGUUCCAUGUUGUCACAAUAGAUGUGAAAUAAGCACAUCUAUUGUUCAGACCAUGGGAAAGCACAUGGGGAGGAUGGCUUGGACAGUGGAUAGAUUCAUCCCUUGACCUUAGUAGCACCUGCAUGGUCUCUGGCGUGCAAACAUGUCAUUACGGGCUGUUUGCACACAGGCAGAGACCACAGUAUGUCAGAAUGCAUCAGGCAGCAAAAAACCCGCCUUGACGUACUUUGAUAAAAAAAUAAUUGAGAUAAAACAGCUAGUCAGAUCGCUGGCGUGUGACUGUUUUUCUUGUCCACCACAGCGCUCUCCGUAGACGCGUCUUUGCAUUUUUGCAUUUUUCUAAGAUAAUUUCUUCUUUGUGGCUUUGGGUUCUGAUGAUCAUAUUGAGAUGUUGGUCCGAUUUUAUCCAUUUGGUUGUUUUAGUAAAUUCUGGUUGAUUGUGAAGUUGAACAGUGACUGUUGUCUUGGUUUCACUUUUACACCUGACAUUAAUAGACCUGGGGAGACGAAAUAACAACGAGCAACAGGUAUAAAUAUUUCGUAUAUAUGUUUCUAGUCCAGUUAAACCACCACCCUUUGAGAUUCAUGGGUCUAGAAUUCAUUUCACUUCGAAUUGAGUUAUAAUGUGUAAUGUCUCUUUCAAUCCACCAGAGGGUGUCAGAGACAUUUUUAUUUUUUGAGUGUAGAGCUGUUGCGCUUCCAUGCUGACUUCCUGCAGUGAUUUUUUGCGCCAGAGACUUUUAAGCAUAAACAACAGGUUUCUUGGAUGUUGUAUGACGACACUUGAAGAGUAAAAAAACCCAACAACAGCAACAACAACAACAACAACAAAAACAUACAAUAAUUAGGGAAUGGACACAUUUUGAAGUCAAGCGAGAAAAACUUGCAGAUGAUUUUUUUUGCCCUUCCACUGUCCAGUGAUAUGUGGUGCUGAAAUUCCACAUCACCGGACUUCAGAACUGGGUUUUUUCGAAAACCUUUUUACAGCUUUUUUGAAUUCAGCUGGACUUGCUUUGAAUAGAGAGGUCACAGCUUUAUUUGACCUACAUACAGUUAAUUUGAUGUUUUGAUGAGCUUCUCCUCAUGCUAGCUUCGUCACCUUAUUAUUUUUUUUGCGUUUUUGAGACACGCUUGCAACUUAUUUUCUCUUUGCAAAUUUGUCGCCUAGAUACGACAGUGAGCGUCCUUGGUAUUUACGAUUGUAAAUAGCUUCAGGAGGUGGCGGCGGUGGGGGUGGAGGCACUGAUAAUUUGAAGACGUGCCAGAGUUACAAUGUUGGAUUCAAAAGGCAUUUCAAAGAACCAAACUAUGCACUUUUUCCUUUUAUUCCCCACUCUUUUUCUUCUUUCUGUCUGUAUUAUUUUUCUCCCUUUCUUUCUUUUCGCACGGUUGCAGGCCGUUUGAAUCGACCAAUGGGCCUUCAAGUUGAAGACAUUGGAAUGUAAAUGAGCCCAGCGCGUGCUCCCGGCGCAGUGAAAGCUCGGGAUUGUUUAUUGAGCUCCCUGAGCCACGCGCCUGGCCCGAGGGGGAGUCGGGCUUGCUGGAGAAUCACACAGCGGGGGCGGGGCAUCGCCACGAAAAGCGUGCGUCUCCCCAAAAAGAGGGGUGUGGGUGGGGUGCGUGCUGGGGCGCGUGUUGAAAAAGAGGAGUGCUGCCAAAGUUUGGGUCAGAUCGGCUCGUGGAGUGUAAGCAGUCAAGAGAGAGUUGGACGAGAGUUAGCCACACGGUCCCCACGCGAAGGACACGAGAGCUGAACACUGCCAACCCACUCACUUACUCUCUGAAUUCAUCACGUUAGAAGCUCUGUCAGCGAGAUGGAAACUGCGACCAUCACCACUACGCAGACAGCAUUCACCUUCGGACGCGCCACCAUCAGUCUGCACGCACCGGCCCAGGACGCAGCGGGACCCGCAGAGCACCCGAACGCCAGCGCGACAGUCGCCUUCCAGAGCAAAACCAAGGUGCUGAAGAGACAGCGCUCCAGCUCCCCGGAGCUUCUGCGCUGCAAGCGGCGCCUGAGCUUCAACGGCCUCGGCUACUCCAUUCCACAACAGCAACCCGUGGCCGUGGCCCGGCGGAACGAGAGGGAGCGGAACCGGGUCAAGCAGGUCAACAUGGGCUUCCAGACGCUGCGUCAGCACGUGCCGAACGGCGCCGCUAACAAGAAGAUGAGCAAAGUAGAGACGCUCAGGUCCGCGGUGGAGUACAUCAGGGCUCUGCAGCAGCUCCUCGACGAGCACGACGCAGUCUCAGCCGCGUUCCAGUGCGGGCUGCCGUCCCCGACGCUCUCCAACAGCUACUCCGCCGACCCGGAGUCGCCUCACUCCACCUACUCGUCAGACGAAGGCGGCUACGAGCCUCUGAGCUCAGAGGAGCAGGAACUGUUGGACUUUACAACCUGGUUUGACAGAUACUGACGCCGACAGCGCCGCAAUCAAACUCUUUUGGCAUGAAUCGGACUUCUCGCAAGAAGUGCUGACACAGCUUUCUUCAGCCUGCGCGCUGUGCUUGCAGGUGAUUUGUAUCCCUUGAAGCUUCUGAGGAGGCAAAGCAAUAGUGAGAAAGUGAGAGAGGGAGCAUCCUGUCGCAGAUAAAUAGCGGCCACCUUCCCCUUCUCUCCCUCCCCCGAAAGAAAGAGAGGAGCUGGACUCACACUGACGCGUGAAAAUGUUGACGCUGUUUGAUUAAGUGCAAUUAAGCUGCGACGGAGCAGGAUAAGUGCAGAGACGGUGCUGAAAUUCCUCCAGGAAACACGGACUGCCUUCCUCACCUGCUGCACUUUUUUUCCCCCUCCUGGAAGAUGACGCGUCAACGGACUUUUUUCAGUUAUGACGUAGUAGCUUACAUUUCGUAACACUGUAACAUAGGACAAAAUGUUUUAACAGGGAGACAUUAUUUUUGUACAAUGAGCCAAACAAAAAAAAAUGUUAUUACUGCCACUUUUUCUGACAGCGUUGUUGCCCUGAGAAGCAGCUGUCAGGUAUGGCAUGUGUGACGCGUAUGACUACCUGUGACCGAUUGUAGUGUUUUUCUUCUUUUUGAUAGAGAACCUUUAUUGAUGUGUGCACUUGUUUCUCGUAGUCGAAAAUGUAAAUAUUCGAUUUUAACAGAUAUAUUUUGUGUAAAACAAGUUUUUAAAAAAAAAUAAAGUUAAACCU
Molecule: messenger RNA, 3374 nt
Organism: Xiphophorus couchianus (Monterrey platyfish)
Lineage: Eukaryota; Metazoa; Chordata; Actinopteri; Cyprinodontiformes; Poeciliidae
Gene: ascl1b
Product: achaete-scute family bHLH transcription factor 1b
Exons: 1
Coding region: 2031-2633 (200 amino acids)
Biological process (GO): regulation of neurogenesis; neuron differentiation; positive regulation of transcription by RNA polymerase II
Cellular component (GO): RNA polymerase II transcription regulator complex
Molecular function (GO): protein dimerization activity; RNA polymerase II transcription regulatory region sequence-specific DNA binding; DNA-binding transcription factor activity, RNA polymerase II-specific
Source: RefSeq, a predicted model, not a curated record